This is a messenger RNA of Frankliniella occidentalis (western flower thrips), 2023 nucleotides long. RefSeq names its product epoxide hydrolase 4-like. The record is from RefSeq and is a predicted model, not a curated record. Gene Ontology annotation, molecular function: hydrolase activity. Bases 556 to 1809 code for a protein of 417 amino acids. Lineage: Eukaryota; Metazoa; Arthropoda; Insecta; Thysanoptera; Thripidae. The transcript has 6 exons.
UACUGAAUGUUUCCUUGAAUGUUAAACCCCAGCUGCCCAGUUUCAGUUGAGAGGGUGUUCACUGUGUAGUGUACCUCUGUCCACGUCCUGUUCGGGCUAUUGACCUCACUGCCUAGCUGCUACAUCUGCGGGCCCCUUGCUCUAGCCCUGUCUAAUUGUGAAUCAGGACACCUACAGGGCAGCGUCAACAAAACACCUGGCUCGUGCUCCGUGGUGAUGCAUUUGCAGGACGUCUAACGGGUCCUUCGGGCCCCUCCAGCGCCUCGAGCAGCCCCCGCGGCCGGACCGCGGCCGGGCCGGGGCCCUUGCGAUGACAGUGGGGAAUGCGAGUGAAUGGUCUGGUCGAGCCGGGGGGCCCGGGCCGCACCGGGGCCGCGACUGCACUCCGCAUUGUCACGGGCCGCAUGCCCGCGGGGCAGAUGAAGAUGGGGUAGUGGAGGGGAACGGUGCGGCGCUCCCGAUGGCAGGUGCCGUUGAUGCUGUGGUCCAGCGUCUCCGCCAGUGCGGUGGAGACCACCACCCGGGCCGUACGCCUCUCACCUGGAGCCCCUCGCCAUGGCCUGGACGGACUUGACGUGGCGGCAGCUCGCGCUCCGGCUGGCCACAGCCGCCGUCGUGUGGUCGUUGGCCGCCCCGCUCGCCCUGUUCUUCGUCCUCACGCUUCUGCUGCGCUUCGUGUGGAGUCCCCGCAGCGGCUUCUGGCGGCCCAAGCCCCGCGACCAGCCGCCCGAGGCCCUCCUGGACACCACUCUGGGCCAACACGAGUACGUCACCCUGGCCAAGGGCAUCAAGCUCCACUACGUUCACAAUGGAGACACGAAUCGCCCCUUAAUGCUCUUCCUCCACGGUUUCCCCGAGUUUUGGUACUCUUGGAAACACCAGCUACAGGAGUUCGCCAAAGACUACUGGGUCGUAGCCGUGGACAUGCGAGGGUACGGCGAUUCGGACAAGCCUUCGGGGACCUCCUCCUACAGAGCAGACAUCCUGGUGGACGACGUGCGGGAGCUGCUCGAUGCCUUUGAGCGGCCGCGCGCCUCGCUAGUGGGCCACGGCUGGGGUGCCGCCGUCGCCUGGAUGUUCCUGGAGAGGUACCCGGAGCGCGUCGAGAGGCUGGCGAGCAUCGGUGCCCCCCACCCCUACGUGUUCCAGCGGGCGUUGGCUCUCAACAGGAAGCAGCUGAAGAGGUCGUGGUACUUCUUCCUGUUCCAAGUGCCUUGGGUGCCCGAGCUCGUCCUACGUUGCGAUGACCUGGCCUGUCUGUCGGCCGCCCUACGGCGAGGACGCCGCCACUCUCCGACGGUCACGGACCAGGACCUGGAGGCCUACAAGUACACCUUCGGGAAGUCCGGGGCGCUGACGGGCCCGCUCAACUACUACCGGGCCGCGGGCUGGGGGCUGCCGCGGCGCUGGCGCCCGCACCGCUGCGCCGCCCUUGCCGAUGACGUCGCCGUCGACGAAGGAAUCACUCCGGAUGAGAAAGAACCCAAGACGGGCGAGAGCGUCGCCAAGGAGGACGAAGAGACGGAGGACGUACAGCAAAACAAUUUCAACGCCGCAGACUCCACGACGCCGCCUUCCCCCACGGGGUCGGGUGCUCCGGAUGGGACAGCCGACGCCGCCCCUGCGCCCAGCGUGCUGGUGUUGCUCGGCGGCCGCGACGCGUACGUCGAGCACUCUACCGCCUUUCGGACUCGCAAGCAGUUCCCCAACGUGAGCGUCGUCAUUGUCCGAGACGCCAACCAUUUCGCGCACCUUGACGACCCCGCGGCCGUCAACCGACACCUGCGCAAGUUUAUGGCCGCAGACUAGUGUGGUCGGGCGCCAUGUUGUACGUGGCUACAAGCCCGACAGUACGCAUAUUUAUUACUAUUUAUUUGAUUUUGCUUCAAUUUUAAUAUUUGUUCAAGAAUUAUUGUCGAUUAAUGGUCGAUCAAGACUGAUGUUAGUAUUGUAGUUAUGCUAUGCUCUCUUCUUUGAAAAGGAAAUUAAAAACUCCAUCUUUCUUUUUAAAAAAAAGUUGAAA